Messenger RNA from Dermacentor silvarum, 7382 nucleotides. It is a transcript of the gene frtz, whose product is annotated as WD repeat-containing and planar cell polarity effector protein fritz homolog. Gene Ontology annotation, molecular function: protein binding. The coding region runs from base 169 to 2592 and encodes 807 amino acids. The record is from RefSeq and is a predicted model, not a curated record. Gene Ontology annotation, biological process: nervous system development; establishment of protein localization; cilium organization. Gene Ontology annotation, cellular component: axonemal basal plate. Lineage: Eukaryota; Metazoa; Arthropoda; Arachnida; Ixodida; Ixodidae. The transcript has 27 exons.
AGCGGUUCAAAGUUUGUUGUCAGCUGGGGCACGGGAGAUCAGAAACUCCCGACUGCUGUGCUUCAGACGUUGAUACACUUCAAAUGCGACUCCGUCUGUAGUAUUGCUGUUCUGUGCCGUAGUUGCAGUGGUGCUGUGUUGAUGACAUAGUGGCACACACACAUCACGAUGGUGUCCUUACUGUGCGAGCUGCAAUUCUGGACGAUGAAAGAUGAUGUUGAAGUCAAAGGUAGUGAUUUGGGCUGCUUCAAGCUCUACGACAAAGGUGAUGUCGAUCCAGAAGAGCUGUACAUAGAUGCAAAGGAGGCAUAUGCCAAAGCCAAGGGUAUCAUGUGGACUCCAUCCAACAAGCGACCAGAGAAACUGCGAGAGUGCAUCUGGGAGUUCGAGGAUAUCAUGAAUGCCCAAAAGUGCAUCAGCGCAAGAUGGAUUACAUCUGGACUGUUGCAGUUUUUCUUUCAAAGUGGUGUCUGCAUCUUUGUGCAAGUUGACCCCGACUCGUGCAAGCUGCGAAGGGUCAGCGUUGAUCGAUAUCUCAUUGGCCGACUUGCUUCGGAACACGUGACAGAUGCCAUUCUGGAAAACCACAGCCUGCUGAUCUCAUACUACGAGCCCAAGAUGACGUAUGCCUGUUUUGGGAAGCCAUUGAUUGGAACAGACGGCGUGCGCAAGCUGUCUUCUGUCGAUGCCAAGCUUGUCACGUUUGAUAUCCUGGGAUUGGCGGGGCGGCGACUCGAACGGAAGCUGAGCCUCAAUUCAUUGAAAGACUGGGUGUUAAACUGGUGGUCGGUGGGCGAUGGAGAAGUGUGGCCCUGGAUGCCAUCGACGUCCAAUCGUGAAAGGUCAAACAUGGUUGUCUAUGCUCUGAAUGGGCCCAACAUUGAGUUACUGACUUACGGAAGAAUCGACAAGGUCCCAGUUUUGGUGUCAUUCAGUCAGUAUCAGUCGAACAAACUCCUGAUUGUUGAAGAGGACGCUUCCCGUGGAGGCAGUGUUGCCGUCGAUGUCUGCGUCUACGAGCUUGGCAGAGGAAAGUUUGAGAGAGUUUCUAUGAUAUCCAUCUCUUUACAAGGCCGUGUAGUCACUUCCCAGUGGAACAACGCAGAAGACAAGCUUGUGCUGCUUUGUGACGAUGCGUCCUUGGUCCUCUACGAUGCCGUACGCCAGACUACGCACUUCACGACGACUUCUUUUGUUGGAACAAAAGUCACCUGGCACCCGAGUGGCUCUGUUGUGUUCUUCGCCUCUGAAGAAGGUCAGCUUCAGUGCUUCGACACAGCUCUGUCCACAAUACAGCUGAGGCUUAACGACGAGUCCUCGAGUGCUGCACCAACUUUGAACAUAGGCUCCUACCUAAGCAACAGUGGUUCCUUGCAUCGGCUGAUGUGGCAGUCCAAUGGUGACGCUGUUUUGCGCUGCCCUACUGCUGCAGUUUUCAGCUGCGCUGCCUUGCUGUUUGAUGGUGGUCCACUGGCCAUUCUCAAGUUGCCACUUGGCUUGCUCACCAGAGGGCAGCUGGGACCGCUCGAGCUUGUGUCGCAGUACUUGAAGCACCUGCAGAUAGAUGAGGCCGUUCACCUUCUGUUGAGCCUGGACUGGGGUCGUGUUCCAGAGCUGUCUUACAUGUGUCUCAGCAAGAUAGUCAACUACCUGCUUCGACAGCCCCUGGAUUCCAAACGUGAAGUUCAACUGGAAACAGCACUGGGAAGCUUCUACGGUCCCGCUCAGCCAAUACCAGAUUCGGUGGUUGCUGAAUACGGCGCUCGCAUCAGCCACCUGGCGAGGCGGUUUUUUCAUCACCUCCUGAGGUUCGACAGGCUGGAAAAGGCCUUUCUUCUGGCCGUUGACUUGGGAUACUGGGAUCUCUUCAUGGACUUGCACAACAUUGCAAAGAAGAAGGGAGAAACUGGCCUGAUGGAGGUUGCCCUGCGACGUGCCAAUGCCUUGAAGCCAAGCCGGGGGCUGUCCGACUGCGAUUCGAAUGACUGCGAUUCGUCAAGCGAGCUCACCGACGACUGUUGCUCAAGCGAUGAUGGGACCCGCUGCAGUCCGGCUAUGGCUGUGGCUGUGGCAUCCUGCUCUGGGGCCACUGGUGUUUCGGAAUCUAGUCGCCUAAGAUUGCCUCCGCAAGGCCAGUCGGCAAACCUGCGACCAUCCGUGCCGACUGCUUUCACAGUCGGUGGUGCCAGUACCAGCGGUUACCACUGGCCACCACCACGAGCGGUGCCGGUCAUGCCAGCGGCAGAGGAAGACCUCAUUGACCUGAGCGACGACUACGAGUGCACAUCAGAAGGUGUGCGGGUCGCCGUGCCCAUCAUUGACCCGCUGGUUCCACAGACGUUGGCUUCCGCAACGAUGCAGCAGUCUGUGAUAAGACCGAUUCCGAGGAUCCAGCCAACUGACCCAAGAAGAGCUCCAGCAGACCUGAGCUCCAUCGCAUCCGAAUCCUACAACCAUCAUCGGGCUGUGCCACAUUCACCGUCUGGAGCUCCAGCCGCUGCUGCAAACCUGGAUUCGCUUGACGGUGACGUAUCCGGUGAGGAACUGUUGCAGGGGCAGGCCAUUCAGUGCAUUCACUUCGGAGUUGUCUAGAAGUGGACGGAGUGCGAGGACAACGGCCACACUUCAUGACCAAAAACAAGAACGCAGAAGCUGGUUUUCUGUGGAAAUACGUGUAUUUAUUCUCAAAUAUGUGACGUGUUGAAGUUGUGUUUAUGUACGGGGUCAAGUCGGCUUGGUUCAUACGAGAAGCAGCUGUGUUGAUUUGGCCAAGCUCCGGCUUUUGCCCAAAGGGAAGUUGCUGGUCUAAUGCUUCCGACAAAGACAUUGCAAAGCUUAAACACUUCUUUUCCAGCUACAGAUGCACCAAUUAUGAUAAAAUUCUUGCAUUUCAAAAAUGCACGAAAAUUAUUGUGGCUGAUGGUUUCUUUCUUUUUCUUUUUUCCUUUGCCAUACUCAAAAUCAUAAUUUCAUGGUUCAUUACAUUUUUGUGCAAAAGGAAUUUGCAUGGAAAAUAAGUGAUUGUUAUCAGUAUUAUGCAUUCUGAAAUGUGCCCAGCAGACGACGUUACAGGAGAUUUCACACAUUUUAAGCUUUGAAAUUUGAAUGGCAUAGAAAUUUCUGCUGCUUCUGUUUUUUACAUGCAUCACUGUCUCAAAGAUUUGCCCCAAAAUUUUUCAGAGAUAGCUUUUUUUGUAUGUUUCAAAAGGGAGGGAGGCAGGAGAUUGCAUCCAUACCCAAUUUGUUGUGAAGCAAGUGUGCCACUUUUUUAAGGCACCAUUCAUUGAUAUAGUUGGUGUCACCCUUAUAACACUAAUAAGCAUUGCAGAAAUGUUAGUAUGACAUGCAGCUGCUCAACAAGGGAAUAUAUAAAGUGGCCGCAGGCUCUUGCUCUGCCUUGCUGUGUCUGCAAACUGUGCUAAAAAUGCCCUGGAAGUUGCGAAGUGGCCACCCUCUUGGGAUUACUAUUCUACCACAUUAACUUUUCAAAUUGAUUCGUUAGUAUAAGAGGUAGGAGAAAUCUAAAUAUUGCAUGGCCAUGCUGCCAGGUGGAUUCACUGCUAACCUAGACACAUUCUCCCUUUGGCUCCACUAGCCUCCACAAGCAACAGAGAGAAAUUAUUUCAUCUGUACUAGUAAAGUACACUUCUACAAUCCCCAAAACACCACUCUUAUCGCGAGAAGACACUUGGCAAGCCAAAAAGGACACAAAAAUGAAGACAGGUGGCAGCACCUGCCUUAAAGUUCCCGCACCUGCACGUCGUAGAUUUUGAUGGCAUCUGCUAGGGCCUAGUUAAUUCUUUGUUGAUAUAAAUGGCUUGCGUUGGGUUUUAAAGGAGCCAAGGGCUGAACAUGACAAGUUUCGAGAACUUGUACAGUGCACCAAGCGAAAAAGACCCAAAAUUAAAGAAAAUUGAACUUUGACCUUCAUUUUCUCUUCCAAUUCAAAUCAGUUAAUUUAAUUUUGAAGUGUCCAUGAGCCUUGUUAACGAUGCACUUGCGAAAUCACAAAGAAGGAAAAAAGAAAAAAAAAUCACAGCAUAUCCACGGGGUGAAUGAUGAUGAGUGGGCGAAGCUCCGGAGGGAAUCAUCGGAUCUCCCGCUUAAGGGGACGCUAGCACAAACGCGUUAGAAACGUGCAGUACUCUCUAGUAAGGGGGAGCGGCCACAGCGUCUUACGCAGCCAUUUACACAUGCCGGAACGUGCACCGCGUUUGCCGACGCCAUCACAUGACUGCUGAGAGAGUAUACCCCCCGUAUUCAUAAACGCUCCUCGACUUGAACUUGACUUGCCACCGCUUUGGGCAGCGCGUUCGAAACGCGUUGAAGGUAAGGCGGAGAGGCCACAGCGUCUUACACCAGCUUCUUACACGGGCCGUAACGCGCUAGCACAAACGCGUUAGAAACGCGCUAGAAACGCGGCCUUUCGUUAAUGUUGGGUAUUUAUUGCCAUCGUGGUGCGUGUGUCCAUGUCCGCUUCGUGGCGUAGUGGGCUAACGCCGCGCGCUCGGAAGCGAGGGGUCCCUGGUUCGAUUCCGCGCUACGGACACAACUUCGGAAUUUUUUUUCUCAUUUUUCUCAGACUGGUUACACACUACUACUACGACGACGGGGACGAACGGGUGCCGCUAUAAGGAGCUUCGCCCCUAAAAAGAGAAAACGAAGCACAAAACAUGAACAAGCAGCAGUACAUGAUAGCUUUAAGAAAAAGAUAAAAAAGUUUAAUUAAAAAAAAUUAGUAGGAGGGUAUACAUGAAGUUUAAAAUGUCAAGAGCAUCAUGCAAGGCAUUUUGUUGGGCUAAAAUGUGCAUUAUAGCAUUGGAGGUACAAGUUGAUUUCACGUAGAAAGCAUUCGGAUUACGCUGUGAAGUGCCGUAACCUAAUAAUCUACUAUCGCAAAAUUACCAACAAUAGAGUUCUCAAUGAAUAAUUUAUUAGUCUAAACUUAUUUGGUGCCACUUUAUUACAGUGAUGUUGCAGGUGAUGCCUCUUAGAUAAAGGCAUUUGUUUCAGCUGUAUUUGCAUCAUGCAGCAGUUCAAAACUUAGCAGACACAAUUGGCGGUAUGUGAUCUGCGCGCCAUGCUUGUCUGUUGGCGAUGCCCAAGCUUGGUUUCAGCUCGGGGCCGACUCCGAUUUCUUUAUUCAAAUAUAUGUGCAUCAUGCAGAAGUGCUUUUAUGCGACAACCACCGGACUGAUGUGAAUGGGUCGUUGCAUUUGAGGAAGAAAGUUAAGCUGUAGUGACUAGGAAGCAGAAUGUUCGAUAUCAAAUCCAAUCAGUUUAUUCGGACAUGAACAUGUCUACACAUGCAUAUAAUUGUGCAUACAAGCACGAAGUUUACAAAUCCGUAACUCUGCAAAAAAAAAACCAUCACAAUUCUAUUAACUAUAUCUGUUAGAGCAUUUCAACAGACGAAUGUUAUAUAAUCAUCUUUAGCUUACAUGAAAUUGCUGAAAUGUUUAGGAGGGUUUUGCAAAAUGCCCUACUAAAAAAUUAGCGGUGUAUUCAGAGCAGGUGUAUAAAACAGUUUGUCUGCUUUAGAUGUAUUGUUGGGUGCAUAUUACAAAAUUUUGAUUAAUUUCUUUUAUUGCCUAGUUACAGAGUUGUAAACUUCAUACUUUGAGCGUCCUGAAAUUUUGCAGUCUAACAAUUUUUUAUUAAAAAAUUGCGGAGAUAAAAAAAAAUAUGCGUCCUACAGUCUCUAGAUUCUAACUUUUUUUUUUUUAAGGCAACCAGACCAGGUGCCAGUCCCGUGGCCGCAAGACGCAAUUAGGUGCAUUUGUGCCAUAAAACCUUAACUAACUAACUAAAUCUCAUCAAAAUCAGUGCCAUGGUUGCCCAGAAAAACUAUUUCUCCGUUUCGUGUACUUAGAUAGGAGCCCUCGAGCUGAAGCUUCCUAAGAUUUGUAAAAACUCUCUGCUUUCCCCUAGCACUUCACUGUGCAGCCUGCAUAAAGAGAAGUUCUAUAAAUGUGGCCCAUCGCCCAGCGCGAGUUUGACAUUGUUGUUCUAAAGUUCCUGUGUUGUGCUGGCUUCUAGUUAGUGUUCUAUUGCAUUCUAGCUGUGCCGUGCUAGCACCUGAGCACAUUCAGUUAGUCCUUGCUUUGCCAAGGACAAGCUGAGCUUCUCGUCAAAGGUUAUACCACUAUUGCCAAGUGAGAGUCUGAUUCAUCCUAAGAGCUAAAUUGUACACUUAUGUUUAGUGUUGUAUGCGCAAGUUUAAGUGUACCACACAGAGGCAAACCUUUAAAGCUAAUGAAGCCAACUGGUUGAGCAUUCAUAAAAACACUUGUAGCACUCAGUUUUAGCUGCAGCAGACACACCUCUUGGGCAAAUUUCUUGUUUAAAUAUGUUAUCCUUGCAGUGGAAUCCUCUAGAGAUACUGCAGUUGGCCAGACCUAAUUGCGGUUCUUCAAAAUAUUUCAGAGCCUUCCUAUGAUGUUAGUCUCCAAACUUUAUGGCUUUUUCAUCACACGCAACCUCAUUGGACCAACGAAAGUAAUUUCUAUGUUUUGAUUGUUCUUGCAGCAAGUGCUCAGCAAAGAAGGGGUUAGACCAAGUGUUUCAGUAGUUAAUUUAGUUCUGUCCAGCAUUUUUUCUGUAAAUCAGAUGCAAAGUUUCUGCGCUUUGUAAAAGCAUUCCCUCACAUCUUCCAUUCGGAGUGUAGAAUGCAGAAAAGCAUGUUGGCGUAGUGCCAUUUUUCUGUUAACUGCUGCUGGGAAAAUGUGAAUUGGAGGCGUGUAACUUCCUGUGACAAAGUCGUUGCUAAUUAAAAAUUUAGCACACUUUAUCUCAUGAACUAGAAGAGCAUAAAUUGUGCCAAGCGUAAUAUUCCGUUUGAAUCACAGCGUAAUAGUACAAAUUAGUCCGGUGCCUACUGUUCUUGCGUUUAACUUGCAAACCAAGCUUUGGCACUAAUGAGGCUGCAAAAGCGUUUGCCGAGAAGCGCCAGCAGUAAAAUUUAUUUUUAUUCCUGCAUCACAACUUUUGUGCAUCAUAAGCGGGAGUAUAGUGUUGUCUUACAUAAAUUAUAAAUUCAUUUUGUUAACAAUUUUUUCCAUGACUAGAUGUUUUGCAUACCAAAGCUGCAAAAUGAAAUGUGCUCUUCAGUUAAAUUCAGACAGUCGAGUUUUUGGAAAUCAUGUGUUCUUUGUGUGUGAAUGUGCAUGUAUGGUUGAAAAAAAACCAAUGAUACAUUUAAUUAUUUUAAUGCAACCGUAUGUUAUCCUAGUGGUGUCAAAGUGUACAGAAUUGCCAGUGAUGUACUAGUGCUUGUACUUUGCAGCAUCAUUAUCAACGGUGGUCAACAUAAAUGUUUAUGUUCACAGUAAGCACUGUUUCACAUCAAGAAUGCAUACAAAUAAAGGUUUUAGAGAAAGGCA